Zootermopsis nevadensis is the source of this 12285-nucleotide messenger RNA. The record is from RefSeq and is a predicted model, not a curated record. Lineage: Eukaryota; Metazoa; Arthropoda; Insecta; Blattodea; Termopsidae.
UCCCAUCAUGCACCAUGAAAGUAAUAUGUCGCAUGUUCAAGCUUGAAAAUUGAGGUGUUUAUCGAAAUCAUCUUAUAAUUGCUGCCAAAAUGUUUCGUAAUAUCGGCAUUUUAUUACAUUUAUAAAGUGUCUUAGUGCAGUGAAAGCGUUAUCGACAACGUAGUAUACCGAAAAAUAUAUUACUAGGACCGAUUUGUAGUUUCCCGUAUUUCUGUGCAGCGCUCGGUUGUAGUGAACUUAUUAAACCAAAGGAAUUGUGAUUGAUGAUAUUUGGAUCUGAAUAGCAAGACAAGAGCGAAAAUAAAUGAAGUGGCCAGGAGGAGAGGCGAACGGAAUGUUGAGUCACACAAAUGGGCAUGUGUCAUCCCCACAGAUAAUUAGACAACAGAUACCAGAUCCGAAUCGACCUCAGCUGGCUCGUUCACAAGAUGAUGCCAUGGUGGGUUAUGUUUUCCAGCGUCCCCAGUCUGACCCAGACUUCCCUAUUCCACCACCAUUCAACAAACAACAUCAGCGAUGGGCAUUGGGAGAUGAAAGUAUUAUUGAUAGCCAUGAGAAGUGGAAGUAUCCUAUGAUGACAAAAUUAACGCAUCCCAUGCAUAACAUGAUUCCAUAUGAAAUGCACCCCAUUGCAGUUAAGCCUGGAGCUGACCAUCUUGUAUUCCUCAAUAAUCAUAUGACUUCUCAACAGAUGGCAGCUGUUGCAUCAAUUCAUCAACAACCUAGAAAUGGACAGAUUGCGCCCUCUGCCAAGAAAUUAUGGGGAGUCGAGGAACAGAAAGAUGAUACGAAAGGGAUUCUGAAUCUGAAUGAUCAUCAGAUGUGGAGAGAUUCUACCUGGAGUACGUCCGACCACUCCGUGUCUCAGCCGAUCACGAUGGUGCCGCCUCGUCGGUCUGGCAGCUACCCUGGCAGUGAAGCAUCCAACAUCCUUUCGCCACGUUCCUCGGAAACUGGCGGUUUGGGUGUCAAGAUGGUGGAAUACGUCCUUCGGUCCUCGCCCACAGGCAAAGACCUCGAGCCGAGAAUGAGAGGCCUUGUACUGAAUCCCAGCGACUCGGACGAACCCGAUAAGGACAAGGCUCCGUCGCCCUUCGAGGCAAGUAAGAAGGAUGUGGAAAAUGGAAACGCAACGCAGCCCAACGGCAUUGUCCAGAAUGGCCUUGUGGAUGAGGACAAAGCAUUCAAUCGAACACCAGGCAGCAGGCAGCCUUCACCGGCAGAAGAAGACAUCAACAAGAACAAUGGCAGCGGUAGUAACGUGGUGGUCAUGGGGGGCGGAGGGAAACUGCCCUCGUCAGAGGGCGUGGAGAACCAUCACCAUCACCACCACCACCACCCACACAUCAACCACCAUUCCAUUCCGCACCAUCCGCAGCAUCACCUCCACCACCAGCAGCAAGCCACUCACCACAUGCAGAACCAUCAUCUCGCCUUGGACAGCGUGAAUCAGCAUUUUGAACAUGUGAUGGCGAUGGAUCCAAGCGGAAGUGCCAUGGCGCAGUUUGACCAGGCGACGGCCGUCACGGGUUACGCGGGAGGUGCCGGGGGACCCGGAAUGCUGCCACCACAACAGCAGCAGCAGGCUGGCACGGGGGUUGGAGGAGGAAUGGAUUCGCCAAGUAUCCUGCCGCCGAACUUCGACGUACAGCAAUUGUUCCGAAGUCAACAGCAACAACAACAACAGCCGACCCCACAGCAGAUACAGCUCUUGCAACAGCAGCAACAGUACCUUGCUACUCAGCCACAGCAACAGUUGGGUAUCGCAGCGCCUGCCGCUGCUUUCACAAGUGCCCCCUACGUUAUCAAUGCACAAGAACCGUACGUCGGUGCACUCAUUACAGGUCCGACAGUUGUGCCCCAGUAUUAUGGUGUGGCAGCAGCCCCAUGGGGUGUGUACCCUGCCAACAUCAUCCAGCAGGGGGCGCCGCAGCAAAAAGCCGCCGCUCAGCAGAGACGCCCCCUCACCCCAUCCUCUGCUUCAGACAUAAGCAACAGUUCCACAAAUCUGACCCAGGUGCAGGGACAGUACCAAGUGAUACCCGCGUACUACGAUCAGAAUGGGUCAAUAGUGAUGGGAAAUGUACGGGGCAUCGGGAAUGGCACUCCCAUGAGGCUGGUGUCUCCCGCGCCCGUAAUAGUCAAUGCCACCGGGACACCGGGCAGCAACAUGAGACUACUUGGGAAUCAGCCACAGCAAAUAGCCACACCCCCUGCAGCAUCAAUAUACAACAAUAGCCAGCAGCCCUCGUUGUACAACUCCACAGCCUCAAAUGGGACCACAAUCAGUGGUUUGCAGUCGGUGGCGGCAGCCGCUGUGGCCGCCGCGGGCUCGGCGGCGGCAGCAGGCGUGGGUAACGGGUUCUCGUCUCUAGCCAACACGCUGGCUGCCGGCUACGGAAACAACAGCUUGGGCACCAUUGGCUCCCCUGCUCUGGGAUCUCUGGGAUCAGGGCUUGGGCUCAGCAGCAGCAGCUCUGGACGACGAGAUUCGUUUGACAGAAAUACUUCUGCAUUUUCCCCGUCACUGGAAUACGGUCGUGGCAAGUGGCCAACGAAUUACGGUGCGCUCGGCACCGUGACUGCAUCUCCUAGCCCUAUAGGCAUACAAGGCUCCCUCACACCCCCACCUGCUCUCUCAACUACUGGAAUGGGCAGUUCUUCAAAUCUACAGCUGGGAGCGCUGAUGUCCGGUGCUUCGGCUACGGGCAGUCGACUCCUCUCGGCAGCGCCGGGAGCUGAAGCCACGAAAUACAGAAAUGGAGGGUUGCCAGGCAUCAACACCAAUGGAAUGUUUGGGUCAAAUAGCUCACUCUUCACAAAGCUAGGCACAGGUGCUCGGGCCACCGGUGUAGCACCGAGUCUCGAUAAACCUCCUGGCAGAAGUAGAUUGCUAGAGGAUUUCAGGAAUAAUCGUUUUCCAAGUCUGCAGUUACGAGAUCUGGCAAAUCACAUCGUUGAAUUUUCUCAAGAUCAACAUGGAUCAAGGUUCAUCCAGCAGAAGCUCGAACGUGCCACUGUAUCAGAAAAACAGAUGGUAUUCUCUGAAAUCCUUACAGCUGCAUACAGUCUCAUGACCGAUGUUUUUGGAAACUAUGUAAUUCAGAAAUUCUUUGAAUUUGGCACACCUGAGCAGAAAACAACAUUGGCACAGAAGGUUCGAGGACAUGUGUUGCCAUUAGCGUUGCAGAUGUAUGGUUGUCGUGUGAUCCAAAAGGCUCUGGAGUCCAUUUCGCCAGACCAGCAGCAGGAGAUUGUGCGUGAACUUGAUGGGCACGUCUUGAAGUGUGUUAAAGACCAGAAUGGAAACCACGUUGUGCAGAAGUGCAUUGAGUGUGUUGACCCUCAUGCAUUGCAGUUCAUCAUUAAUGCAUUUUCAAGCCAGGUGUUCGCCCUCUCGACUCACCCCUACGGUUGCAGAGUAAUUCAGCGUAUCUUGGAGCACUGCACACAGGAACAGACAACUCCAAUUCUGGAGGAGCUGCAUCAACAUACAGAGCAGUUGAUUCAGGAUCAGUAUGGAAAUUAUGUCAUCCAGCAUGUGCUUGAGCAUGGGAAACCCGAGGACAAAUCGCAGAUUAUCUUGUCUGUUCGUGGUAAAGUGCUGGUGUUGUCUCAACAUAAGUUUGCCUCCAAUGUCGUGGAGAAGUGCGUGACUCAUGCGACACGUGCCGAAAGAGCUAUUCUGAUCGAGGAGGUCUGCAAUUUCAACGACAAUGCACUGCACGUCAUGAUGAAGGAUCAGUAUGCCAACUACGUGGUGCAGAAGAUGAUCGACGUUUCUGAGCCGGCACAACGCAAGGUCUUGAUGCACAAGAUCCGGCCACACCUGAACUCUCUGCGGAAAUACACGUACGGCAAACACAUCAUUGCCAAGCUUGAGAAGUUCUUCAUGAAGACCGCGUCGGCCAUGGGCGUUGGGGUCGGAGUAGGUGUCGCCGUGGGACCAGAUCUCGGACCGAUCGGUCCACCCACUAACGGAGGCUUGUGAACUGCGCCUCCUGUUCAUUAUGUACAUAAGCGAUGGAGAAUGUAGAACUACUCAUCCUCUGGCAGUGUCAUGGGCAGUCUUAUUUUUCUUUUCUGCUUUAUUGCUGCUCCUAAGAGACUUUUCCGUGCAUAGUAAUCCGUGGAAAAGAAUUGAGGUUGUUGCAUAGGGAAGGAGUGCCCUUUGAAUUUUUCAUUUUGUUUUUUCUGUCGGGUCAGUUUGGUUUACUGGAGCAUUUGCGUUAUUCCAGCGUUGGAAUGUUCACAGUAUUUUAUUUAACUUGUAAUGGAUGUAAAAAUGUAUGCUUUUAGUUUAUUACACCAUGUUUUUGUGCAGUGUGAGAUAUGUAUAUAUUGUGAAGCAAUCCCCAUUCUGAGACGGUGUUUCGUUCUCGGAAGAAUAUUACUUCUCUUAAGAGGUGCGCAGAGUUGCAGGCUUGGAAAUGCAGGGAUGAUAAAUGUGUGGUAGUUGGAUUCCACAGUGCACCAGAGGGGGUUGGGUGUGUUCUGUUUUAAAAAUGCAUUUUUGUUCCAGAUGACCAAAGUAGUAAUUGCCGUGUCCUGUCAGAGAAGAGUAGUGUGAAACAUUGCAAGGGAUGUUCCAAUGUUAAUAAAGAUGAACCUCCACUUUGGCCUGUAGUGCCAAUAUUGCCGUUUCUUGGGACAUCCCUCCGUGUUUCCAUGUGUCUCAUAUACUUAUAACAGUGUGAAUGAAUUAAGAUGUUGGGGGGUGAAAAAGAUUAUGAAUUGUGUAAGGCAUUGGAAAGGGAUGGGAUGGCAGUGUCCAAUCAAUCUUCCAGAAAGAACCCUAUUUGAAACUAUGCCCUCGCCGAAGAAGGUGGACGAUUUGUAUAUACAUUAUAGUAAUGUGAAAAUUUCCAAAAACUUUUUUCAGAUUUUAUUUUAGUUAAAAUGCCUCUCCUUUUAUCAGAUGUAAGGAAAUAGAAAAUUAUGCUGAAGUAAGAAGACCUCUGAGUUAGGGUUUUCACAAAGACAAUGCUACUAGAAUUGAACAUUGUAUAUAGAUUAUGUGGCAUAGCGACGGAUGGAUGAACUUUUAUGUAGCUUUCCCCUCCUGUCAUACCCUUAAAUCAGUGGUGGGUUUAUGAGCUUGUUUUAAGAGAUUGAGAAACUGGGAUUUUUGAAAGUGAAAAUAUUUUUAAUUGUGGCAUUUACUUGCAAUAGCCUGCUUGGUAAAAUAGAAUAGUUUUUGUUUUCAUAAUUCUAGACACGCAGAUAAUUAAAUGAAUAUACUGUAAAUUGAGUAAUGUGUAUUGAGAUUUCAAUAAUUACUUUCAUUUGUACAUUUUCAAGUCAAGGAACAAAAGUUACUUUAAAAGCAAGCAUUUUAAGAGUUAUAUUGUGUAAAGUGAUACAUUGUAAUUAUAAUAGUUUUUUCAUGAUGAUGUAUUGUAUUAACCGAGUCAAAUCUGUAAGUGCUAGUACAGAGUUGCUGUGGAAUCUGUAACGCUCUGUGAGACUUCUUUGGACGGGUAGCAAAGUUCUUAUUGUGGAAUAGACAGCAAGCAAAUGUCAUUUAUAAAUUAAUGCAGUUAGUUGAUGGGCCUUGAACAAGUUUGUGAAGUGAAAAGCUACAAUAUCUCAGAGCACUUGGAAAGGAACACACGAAUCUUCACCGGAAAACCUACUAUGGCGUGUAACAAACCAUCAUCAAAUUGUGAUAAAACCCUCAGGUAAUAGUUGCUAAUGGAUUUUUAAAAGAGAAUACAAAAAAUUCAAAAAAUAAAAAUUCCAUAUACUUGCUGGACAAAAAUGUCACGCGUGAAAACAGCUAACUAGCAGCAGACAACACACGACAUCCAUCGUAAGGCUCUAACUGCCGAGAUCUAUUUCUUCGCCCCUACCCCCAAUAUAAAACUAAGAUAAGUACUGAGUAAUUGAAAUCUAAAUACUGUACAUUUCUCCAAGACUUUUGUGUAAAGAGAAUGCAGUUGAUACUUCAAAUAAUAUCUUUAGAACAAUUGUACAAAAGACACAAUCAAAGUUGUACAGUUUUUAAAAACUUAUGUAAAUUACUGCAAUGCAUUUUGAAAAGAAAAAAAAAGAAAGAAAAGCAGGGUUUAAAUAUCACAUUUUUAAAAAUUCUUCACUUACCAAAGCUAUGCUCUUCUUAAGGUGAAUGUAUAUAAAUUCCCAGUAUUAAAAGUCUUCAUUACCGUAGCUAGUCGAAGUGGAAUAGAUAGCCGACAGAUCCGUUUCCCGGCACGCAUGUUUCAGAACAGGCGUGGCAACGCGUAGAUAGAUGUUUGCUGCUAGUGCACAGUAGUCGAGCAGGUUUCUGUACCACACGUUUCAUUUGCAGGGGCCAUGUAAAUGCUGUAAACAGCCAUUUGGAAAUUGAGGAAUCAAAAUAGUCGUAUACACUGAAUUGCCAUGUUCGAUUAUAGGAAGUUGAUUUUUGAUUUUAGGAUAUCACUAGAUGGGUUUGUUAUCUUUUGAAAACAUCCUACGAAUUCCACGUAGAGUAAUAUGAGUAUGAGUUGAUAUAUAGGAAAUGUGAUUAACCAUCAUCGCUCUCAUGGCCGUUUGUACCUAUGUACCAUACAAAAUGCUUCGUCACAGUAUCGAUGCUUUCGUUGUCCGCACCAGAAACGCGCCUCGUUCACCUCCUGACCACAGAUCGCACCUCAUCCUUGUGCACUUACACAAAUUGCUUCAUUGCUCAAAGAAAAGUGCAUUCAUUGUUGACACCCUUAACCGCCCAUUCUGUGAGAGAAAUCCACGCUGAUUCAGAUAUAGUAUAUGUAGUUUUUCACAAGAUGCACAUAGUACAUGGUGGGAAAAUUAAAUUUAAAGUUAUAUGUGAAUUUAGUAUAACCACAUCAGUAAAUAACGUGCUCCGGUCUGUCGUUUGUACUGUGUACCUUGACCCACCCCCAGCUCUUAUAGAGUACUGGCCAAAUUCUCUAUGAUCUACCCUGAAGUUGGAGACACGGUAGCUUGUACAUUAUCACAGUAGAGUCGUUUAUCCAAAAUAACUUGUAAUAAAUGUAUGGUGUGUUUGUGUGUGUAUGCAUACCAGUUUAUUAUCUUUUGAUACAGUCUUGCUUUUAAUUUCGUGUAUUGAAAGGAUUGGACAUUCAUAAAAUUUGUCCUGAAUGUUGACGUCGUAAAUUUUGGUAUAAUUUUAUCGGCACCAGGAACUUCUGUCAGUUAUGUUUCGCUGUGUGAUUAAGGUAAAAAUUCUAUUCUGUACUUUGAAGUACCCCUGCUUCGCAUUUAUGUUGCAUAUUACCUCCUGUAUGAUUUUAUACGUUGACAGAAAUUAUUUGAAACACGGUAAUGAUAUCUUUAAUAUUCAGUCUAUAAACCUUCAUUUGUUUUAGCAUUAGUCGUUCGGUGUUUUAAUCCAAUUUGAAGUUUUGCAUCAUUCCCAAGCUUGCAUAUUUUACCAAAAUUUGCAGUCUCAUGCUUUUGUUUCUUCAACAGAUUGAAUGUAUUUUGCAACUUAGAAGUCGGAUUUAGCGUCGGGGAAUGAGUCGAUAUUUGGGGGAUGGGAAGUGUUCUGGCAUUUACUAGGUCUCCCAUAUUUUCCACGCCCCAUAAAUGGUAAAUGCCGGACUCUCUCUCGUCUUGUCCGUCGCCUUCCUGUGUAUAGCUCGUUGAAACUGCAGACUAACAGUUCUGAGGGCAUGGAACUCUUAUAGUUGUAGAUGAAUGUUUUGAUAACAAUGAUCUGGCUUUGUGUAUUAUUAUUAUUAUUAUUAUUAUUAAGGUUGCAUUAUUUCAUAUCAUACUUGUAUUGAGAAGGUAAACGAUAGCUGGUUAGGAAAGACGACGUAGAAUUUGCAAUGUUCUUGAUUCUUCUUAUUAGUUGUCCAGAUGAAAACAUUCCCAUCUUUAUUCAUAAAAAUGUCGUAAUUCAUCAUAGAAAGUGUAUAAUAGUAAUAACAGCGUUAUAUAUCCCUCGUAUAAAGCGGUGCUCUGUGUCAUGUCGCAGUUCUGCUUUUAUGCCAUCUUUCCAUAACAUGUAAAAUACAUUUAUCAUUCUUCAAAAUUAUUAUUAUUAUAUUAUAAUUAUUACGGUAUAACAAGGAAAAUAGCCUGGAAAAAUGUGUACAGUUUUUACUGGAUGAGUAUUUAUUUUUAAUAUGUAAAUUUUGGUGAUGUUUAUAUCAUGGUUGAAUAUUGAUUGUUGUGUUUCCUUAUCUGCAUAAAUGAUCUGACUUUUCCUGCUUCAUUUCCUCGAGAGUUGUAUUGUAUAUAACAAAUGCUGUGCAGUCUGUGCAUUAUAACUCAGGCAAAUAAAACUCCUAAGUAAUGGAAGACCGUCGUUAAUUUUUGAAUAAAGAUGUGGAUUGUUUUUAAUUAUUAUAAUUAAAUUUUUUUAGAGCAUACCUAUUAUUUUUUGUAGUAUGUAAUAUAUAUCAUAUAAACUACUUAUUACCUAUUAAUAAUGUAACAAUUGUAGCUGUAUUUUUUCAUAUAUUUGCAUGUAUUUUCUACAAAUAAUACUUGUAGCAUAUAUACAUAUAACUACAUAUACAUAAAUGGUAUGAUGAUGGAAUGAUGUUUAGAUGUAGGUUAGUGUUCAGUCAUAAAGAUCCUAGAAUUAAUUUCCCUGUGAAAUAUUUUUAUCAUGUGAGAAAUAUUGUUCAUUUAUUAAGUACUACUGAUCUCGUGAUUCACAUCCAAAAUCAGCUGAAAAUAAUUCACGAAACCUUGAGGUCACCACAUAAUAGGAUCAUGAGAAUUGUUAUGCCCUUGUGUUAGUGCAUACAGUGUGUUAAACACGAUGUGUUGCACUGAAGUGACCUAUGUUGUUCGUACUUUCUAAUCUCGUAAUACCAGACCGCAGUGUGGCAAAGUUGGGGCAGGAGUAGAUGAGUAGAUGUGUGUUGGAGUGCAUAGCGGGGCCCGUGUCUUGGUCCGCGGACGCUAGCGACUUUUAACUUUGUUAUGUUCAAGGAGAACUGGAACGCUGAAAUCGGUCAACACGGGUCAUUUCGUAAUUGGCAUUGCUUUCUGAAUAUUUAAUUUUCUAACUUAUCAUGAUAUCCGUCUUGCACAUACUUUUUAAAUUAUUAUUAUUUUUUGAAACUUUUCUGCAUUUGCAGAAAUUUCACAUUCUCAGUUACAAAACUGUCUGUAAAAAUUCAUUCCGUCGGUGAUUUUUCAUGUAAAAGGCUGUGUGGUCGUGUGCUCAUUUUGCUGUAAUGCUAAGUUUGGGGUCCAUUUCUGAUAGGUAACAUUUUUCAAAUAUGUAUGCUCCAUAAUCUAUUGAAGUGAGUGUAGCCGUAGAAGACCGAAAUAUUAAACAGAUCUGCCGUUUCUCCAGUUUUAGCUGCGAAGUUUUGAAGGUCAUACCUCCGCUAAUAUCGAAGAUAAUGGGGCAUCGUGUAAGAAAAUUUAACAUUGUCAUGAUAAAUCAUUCCAAUUCCCCUUGAACUGCAUAUUAUUUUGAGGAGCAAAUGAAAUGCAGUUUUGGAAAUGUGCAGAAAUUCAAAAUGCUUGUGCGUAAGGUUGUAGCUCAAAAUUAAAUGUUUUCUCUUACCGACUCCUUGACGGGUUGUGCGCGUAACGCGGCCAAGAUGCGGGCGUCCGUGCCGUGCACUCCGACGAGUGGCUGUAGCAUGCCCACUUUCUUGUUAGGUGUCUGGUAUUUUUGUCGUUGAUGUUGGCAAUGUGUGUACUGAGAAGCUAAUGCUUUGUUGUGUGGACUGUAGAGGAGGAUUUGUGGGUUAAAACUGAACGUAGAUUCUCUCGGCUGAUGAACGUGUUAUGCCUGGUCAUUCAUCAUUUUAGUUUUUGUACAGAACCUUUUCUUGGCUGUCAUUUGUGCCAGGGAAAGUUUUUUGAAAAAAACUUAAACUAACCUUGCAGCAGGAUUUCUGUAUGUAGACAAGACGGUGGUGCACUUCCGCAUCGCUGUAUGAAUGCAAAAUGAUUUUAAAAAUAUCUUUUUGGUUCACCAGGCAUCAGUGUAAGAUAUUUUAUGGUAAGCAGAAAACAUUUCAGGUGAACCCUUUGCGUUUGAGUUAUCAGUCACUGUAAAUAUUUAGGACUUUUUUAACUUUGUCAAAAACCAGGAAUAUUACAUUUGUGAAGAGUGCCCAUUAUAUAUGAAAUUAGUACUGAAUCGUAUGUCCAUAGUGAAAUUAUUGUUUAAAAAAAUCUUAUUAAAGCAAAGUUAUAUAUAAUAUUAAAGGAAAAAAGUUUUGUCAAGACUGAUGUAAAGUAAAGAAACAAAACAAAAACAAAAAAAUUGAACAAAUUACCUGCAUUUGUAUAAUGUAUGUAUUUCUGUGGUUUGCACAGCUUUGAUGUUUAUAUAUUGUAAAAUACGCCAAAAGCUUGCGAUGAGAAGAAUCAUUUAGGCUUUUUUGUACGUAUAUAAUAUUCUCUCUCUCUCUCUUGUUCAUUCCUUAAAAAGUGUUUUUUAUGUGUAGAAAGGCUUUAGUUAUUUUUUAAUUAUGCCUUAACCAUUUGCACAUAACCUGUAAGAACUGGUUGCUUGCGUAACAUUUAUGUAAUGCGAGAUUCUGUUUCUGUUGCUCUCGUGUCUUGGCAUUAGGGUCUUUCUUUUGUGUGUGUUUUGUGCCCACUUGUACAUAAAACAUACGGACACGGAUGAUAGUCGGUGCAUCAGUUGCAUGCGUCACUGUUCAUAAUAGUCUGCGCUCUUCUCGGGUUUGAUUUCCGUUCUGUUAAAAACCUUUCCCAGUAUCAAAUGGGCGUAAUCUUGGUGUCACCGUUUCCUAGGUUUUUGCAUUUUAUUUGUUGCCGAGCGGGCGGAUGGGACAAACGGCCUGGGAAGGCCGCCGGUCCACCGCGUACGUUCAUAUUCCACAAAACGCAAAAUGAGCAUCGAUCAGUAAACGGUAUAAGAUCUCUGCUCCAAAUUCUGUCUUCAUGACCAAGUACUUUUUGCACUGGCACGCAUUUUAUGGCUAAAUCUUUUCAGUUCAAUACUUUUCUACCUCUUUCGUAGUAGUUCUUCAUCGGCCAUAACUCAUUCUCGUUGUGUUUAGGAACAGCUAUUUCAUGUGUAAAUACGUUUUCCACCGAAGUAACAUUUACCUGUUCAGUAAAAGUAUUUUUGUUGUACUUUAUUAGCAUCUCGAAUAUGUAUAAUCUAGAAGGAGCCGUAUGUAAUUUUCUUAGCGUAGAGACUUAAAUUUCCAGGCGUAACCCAAUUUUGUCCACGCUUUCUGGUUAAAGAGAACUGCGCUGAAUUUCUGUGUGUUCGGUUGGCAUUGUUAAGAAACCACAUUUGCACUGUCGCCCAAGCUUAUAGAGAGCGUCCGCUUUAUUUCCUGCUAUUUUCCAUCUUUAGAAGCUUGACGGAAAUUUCAUAGAAUGUACAGUGUAAGUAGUUUAAAACAGAGGGACUUCUCGUACAUUUUUUUGUUUUUCGUAUGGGGCACAUUUCAUAUAUUUUAUAGAGAUUGUGGGUAAGCCUCCUUUUUUUAUAAAAAGAUAUAUCGGUGAUGGAAUGAAGCGAUAUAUUCUUGAGCGUGUUUCGUUUUAUUUAAAAAGUAAUAUUUUGUGUUUUUAUCUGGUAUACUCCGAGGGAAAGAAAUUGGACCAGAUGUGAGUGCGGAAGCAUUUAACACCUUGGACUGUAGUUUAUGCGUGUGACUUUCAAAUAUAUUUUGGGAAGACACGCGACCUACAAGCUGGGAUUUUUCUUAUAGAUGUUCCAUGGGGAGAUUAAUGUCAAAAUUUAUUUAUAUAUUUUAGUUUAGUGCAGAUUAGUAAGUUUGUACUUUGAGUUUUUAAUAUGUUUUCUAUAUAUAUUUAUGGAUAAAUAGAAUUACAGCUGUUUUAGUUAGGUUAUUAGCUAACUUGCGACUUCAUAUCCAGUGCAUUUGUGACAAUUAGGGAUGUAAUAUAAAUUAAAACAUUUUUUUUAUUAUUAUUAUUCUGUGAAAUAAUUGAAAGAGGAAGCGAGCGGCACAUACACACAUACUGAAAUUUUCGCAAAAUCGUCGCCUACUGAUUUUAUAGACGAGCCCCAUGUUGAAGCAAGCAGCUUUUCUGCAAGGUUUUGUGUUGCAGACGGUAAUAUUCAUAACCCUCUUUUUUUUAUAUAAUUAUUGUUAGAUUGACAAUUGGAAGUUAGACUGGGUUUUGUUACUGCUGCAUUAUUGUAUGUUAAUUCACCCUGAAGAAGCCCCCUUCCUCAUACAUUUCUAUAUUAAAGAAAUAUAUGUAGAAAAAGAAGACCUCCACACAAAGUGAAGUAACUUGUAUAUGGUUGUACAAAUGUAACAAUCUACUUGUGAAAGUAAUAAAACACUUUCUGUAAUGAUCAUAUAUAAAAAGAGAAGCCAC